AUGCCCAAGGACGCACAGCGCUGGGCCCCCUCGUCCAGGCCGCCCGCCGUCCUUCCGUCACCACAGGCUGAGUCCAGCGACAGGGCGUCCACGCCCGCAGCCCGCCCCGAGCCCUACCUGUCCGCCUCCGCAGCAAGUGCAGCCCACGGCCCGCCCUGCUCCCAGCUCGGCCACGCUGCCCUCCGCCCUGCUCCCGGCCUGGCUCCUCCCUGCGAGCUGCGGCUGGCCAUCUUCUGCGUGAGGCGGCCCGACGCGCCUCCUUCAGCGAGCCGGGUUUCCUGGGGCCUGGCCCUCGGGGACCCUCCUCCCCAGGCAGCCUUCCCCGAUCCUGCGGGGGCCUCUCGCUGUCGUGGCCCCCUGGUGCUCGCCCGCUGGGUCUGGGAGGACCCAGGUUCCCAUUCUGGCGCCCACCGGAGUGAGCAGGGGCGGCCCCCCAGGCCCCGGGCGAUGGCCCCCAUGGGGAGGAAGGUGCGGGUGGAGCCGGGGGCCAAGCUGCAGGCAGCGCUGGAGCUGGUGCGGAGGGAGAUGCAGGAGGCCCUGGCGCAGGAGGCCGACGUGGGCAAGAAGACCAUCAUCUGGAAGGAGAAGGUGGAAAUGCAGCGGCAGCGCUUCCGCCUGGAGUUCGAGAAGUACCGCGGCUUCCUGGCCCACGAGGAGCGCCUGCAGCUGCGGCGCCUGGAGGAGGAGGAGCGCGCCACGCUGCGGCGGCUGCGGGACUGCAAGGGCCGGCUGGGCCAGCAGGCCAGGGCGCUGCGGGAGCUGGCCGAGGAGCUGGAGGAGAGGAGCCGGCGCCCUGCCUUGGGCCUGCUGGAGGGGCUGAGAGGCGCCUUGAACCGGAGCAAGGCCAUCACCCGGCCGGAGCCCGAGCCCGAGCCCAUCCCCAUGGAGCUGAGGACGCUGUGCCGCAUCCCAGGGAUGCGCCAGAUGCUGCGCAGGUUCCAAGUGGACAUCAAGCUGGACCCCGCCACGGCGCACCCGAGCCUCCUGCUGGCCGCUGAUCUGCGCAGCGUCCAGGAUGGGGAGCUCUGGGGGGAUGUCCCCAACAACCCCGAGCGCUUCGACACGUGGCCCUGCGUCCUGGGCCUGCAGAGCUUCUCCUCGGGGCGGCACUACUGGGAGGUGGUGGUGGGCGAAAGGGCAGAGUGGGGCUUGGGGGUCUGCCAGGACACCAUGCCAAGAAAGGGGGAAACCACGCCGUCCCCUGAGAACGGCGUCUGGGCCAUGUGGCUGCUGAAGGGGAACGAGUACAUGGUCCUGGCCGCCCCGUCGGUGCCCCUCCUCCACCCGGACCGGCCGCGCCGCGUGGGCAUCUUCCUGGACUACGAGGCGGGCGAGGUCUCCUUCUACAACGUCUCCGACGGCUCCUACAUCUACACCUUCAGCCAGCUGCUCUCUGGCCUUCUGCGCCCCUACUUCUUCAUCUGCGACACAUGUCCUCUCGUGGUGCCCCCGAUGACUGCUGUAGACUCAGAAAGCUGGGCAUCCGGGCCCCCUCUGGACCCUGCCGGUCCUCUGAGGGACGAGCUUCCCUAAAAUCCCAGCUCAUAGGAUUCUAAACCCAGCCAAAGCCCCAAGCGUGCUGGGGCCACGCGCAGGCGCUCCGAGCGCCGCCGUCAGGGGGAGAACCCUACACAGCGGCGGAACAUUCCAGAACACACGGACUAUGUUGGGAGGUGCUGAGGACAGACUGUGCUAGCAAGGAAGCCCCUUGUCAUCAGACCCAGGAGGUUCCCUGCUUUCUGCGCUUCUUUCUCCAUGGAGUGGACCAGGCGCUCCUGAGGUCGCCUCUUGGCCCCACAGCCUGCAUUCCGGCCAUCCGGCAGGAAGGUCCUCAUGGCCACGCAGGCCAGGCUGGCUUCUGCAUCCUGGGGUCCGUCCUGCCCCGCUCACAUUCCCUCUGGGCGCUCUGUUCCCUCCACCACCUUCCACCUCUGUCCAGGAUCCCAGAGCGCGGCAGGCUGCGCUGGAGGCUGCAGGGCAAUGCCGGAGCUCAAGCACCCUUCCAUCGCCAACAUAAACAUAUAUUAAACGUGAAGCAAGGAGUUUAUCACGUUACCUCUUAAAUGAACAAAACCUAUCUACACCAUGCACCUCUGGCGCCCCGACUUCCUAAAGAAGGUUGUUCUUUACAAGCCCAAAAUGCUGAGUAAUAUGUUAAUUUAUUGUUCCACAUCUCCCUCAGCACAGGAUGCCUGUGGUGUGUAACGUCAGCACCAUGGCGGGGUCAGCAGAUGCCAGGGCAAAGAGCAGCAGGAGACCCGCGGGCUGACGCUGC
Molecule: messenger RNA, 2275 nt
Organism: Condylura cristata (star-nosed mole)
Lineage: Eukaryota; Metazoa; Chordata; Mammalia; Eulipotyphla; Talpidae
Gene: TRIM58
Product: tripartite motif containing 58
Exons: 7
Coding region: 1-1533 (510 amino acids)
Molecular function (GO): protein binding
Source: RefSeq, a predicted model, not a curated record